Molecule: messenger RNA, 763 nt
Organism: Eucalyptus grandis
Lineage: Eukaryota; Viridiplantae; Streptophyta; Magnoliopsida; Myrtales; Myrtaceae
Product: EPIDERMAL PATTERNING FACTOR-like protein 4
Exons: 1
Coding region: 148-558 (136 amino acids)
Biological process (GO): stomatal complex development; guard cell differentiation
Source: RefSeq, a predicted model, not a curated record
CUCUCUCUCUCUCUCUCGCAGAAAGACACACGGGGAUACACAGAGUCAUCCAGUCUCCUCUUCCCUGAGAGUGAGAGAGACUUUUCAAAGCGCCCCACCAAGGCCCGUCAUCACUUUCCCUCGCUUUGCUUCCUCAACACCGCAGCGAUGGCCACGUUGCGCCGCGGCCGGGACCGCCAGGCGCCGCGGCGGCGGCGGCCGACCGUCGCCGCCCUCGCCCUGCCCCUCGCCCUCGCGCUCUUCUUCCUCCUCCUCCUCCUCCUCCUCGCGCCGGCGUCGGCCAGGCCUGUCGCCCGAGACAGCGUCCCGGUAAUGCGCGAGGGACUCUCCGGCGGAAGAACAAGUGGGUCGUCGUCGGGGGCGGCCGCCGCGGCUCCUCGGAGGCGGAGGCGGCUCGCGGGGCCCGGUUCGGCGCCGCCGUCGUGCAGAUCGAGGUGCGGGGACUGCUCGCCUUGCCAGCCGGUUCACGUGCCGGUCCAGCCCGGUCUGGACACGCCGCCCGAGUACCAUCCGGAGGCCUGGCGAUGCAAGUGCGGGAACAAGCUGUUCAUGCCCUGAAACAGAGACACCCAAAAAAAUGGAAAAAAGAAGUGAAGUUUUUUAUUUAUUUCUUAUUUUAUUUUUAUUUUUUGGUGCAGUGUAGGGUAGUGUAAACUAUCUGGAAUUUAUAAUUAAAUAUAUGUAUCUUUUAGAAUUUUGUGAGACGUUGAUUUUUGGUCGGGACAGGGGAACAUAUUGGGAAUGCAAAGAUUUCCUCAGACGA